AUGUCGCUCAAGCGAAAAGCUCUCGAAGACGCCAGUGCACGAUCAUCCAAGCGAUCAACUCCUGUUCCAUCUACCCCCAUCAGCCUUGAUAGUGAUGAUGACUACGAGGGCUCUGACGCACGAUCGCAAGAUGCCAGUGACAGCGAGAAAGAACAUAUUCGCAAAGCCCGGGCGCGGCUGGAUUUCAGUUCGUUUCAAGGCUCCAAGCAAAAAUCCAAGCCCUCCAUAUUUGGCGAGAAAGAUUUUUCAUGGCUGUCAUUGAAGCCUGAUCACGAAAAUCGACCUUUAUGGAUAGAUCCGAAUGUGUCAAUGGGAUCGAAGAAAGGCCCCAAAAUCACCCUUGAGAGCUUCUCUCCCUUGGCUGCUCAAGCCACGGAUCUGCUUACUACUAUCGCAGAACCACAGUCGAGACCGUCAUAUCUCCAUGAGUAUAGAUUUACGGAGCAUAGUUUGUAUGCGGCGCUAUCGGUAGGUCUACGUGGUGAAGACAUAAUACGUGCUCUAGAAAAGUUGUCCAAAACCCCCGUUCCUCAAACCGUGAUCGAUUUCAUCAACAGACACACCAAAACAUACGGAAAGGUGCGAUUGGUCUUGCGAAACAACAAAUUUUACGUCGAAUCCGACGAACGGCCCAUCAUCGACAUGCUCUUGAGGGAUCCAGUGAUCGGACCUUGCAAAGCCGCCGGCACUGAUGUACAAGUCGGAAGAAUCCAAACCAAGGCCACGGUCAUUCAGGGAACCAGCAAUGCCAAGGGAAUGAAACAAGCAGACCAAGGGCAUGUUGAAAUGCCUCGAGACGAUCCGACAAGAGAGAAUGAGGCCAUGAUCGCGGCGCUCAGAGAUGAGGAAGACGAAGAAGACACCUUCAAGGAAGCACCCAACUUCGAGAUAGCACCGAACAAACGGGACACGGUGGCCAAACAGUGCCUUGAUAUUGGAUAUCCCGCCAUAUCUGAAUAUGACUUUGCCGAUGAUCACGAAAAUGCCACCCUGCCAAUCGACUUGAGACCAUCUACACAAAUUCGACCCUACCAGGAGAAGGCACUUAGCAAGAUGUUUGGCAACGGUCGAGGUAAGAGUGGUAUUAUAGUCUUGCCUUGUGGGGCCGGCAAAACUCUAGUGGGAAUCACUGCCGGUUGUCAUAUCAAGAAAAGCAUCGUGGUCCUGUGCACGAGCGCCAUGUCCAGUUAUCAGUGGGCCAAUGAGUUUAAGAAAUGGUCUGAUAUCAAGGAAGAAGACAUUGCUGUAUUCUCAGCCUCGGAAAAAAGAAGAUUCAAUGGAGGUGCCGGUGUGCUGGUCACUACCUACUCCAUGAUUACGGCCGGUGGCAAGCGAGCCUAUGACACACAGCAGAUGAUGGACUGGGUGUAUGGCAAAGAGUGGGGUUUAAUGAUCUUGGAUGAGGUUCAUGUGGUGCCGGCCAAGAUGUUCAGAAAAGUGGGUGAGAACAUUCGUGCCCACUGCAAGCUGGGUCUUACGGCCACAUUGCUCCGUGAAGACGACAAAAUCACCGAUCUCAAUUUCAUUAUUGGACCUAAACUCUACGAAGCCAACUGGAUGGAACUCGCCGAUCAAGGCCAUAUUGCCAAAGUUCAAUGUGCCGAAGUAUGGUGUCCAAUGUCAAUGGAAUUUUAUCAGGAAUAUCAAAAAGAAACGAGCCGGAAACAGGCACUUUACUACAUCAUGAACCCCGUCAAAUACCAAGUCUGUCAAUACCUCAUCGAUUAUCACGAAAAGAGAGGCGACAAGAUCAUUGUCUUCAGUGACAAUUUGUUUGCACUGCAACACUAUGCCGUGUCGAUGAAAAGACCAUUUAUUUAUGGUGACACCAGCAAUCAAGAACGUAUCAACAUUCUCGAAAACUUCCAACACAACGAAUUAAUCAACACCAUCUUCCUAUCGAAGAUUGGCGACACGUCGCUCGACUUACCGGAAGCAACCUGCUUGAUUCAGAUCUCUUCGCACUAUGGCUCUCGGCGUCAAGAAGCACAACGAUUAGGGCGCAUUCUAAGAGCCAAGCGGCGUAACGACGAGGGGUUUAAUGCAUUCUUCUAUUCGCUGGUCUCGAAGGAUACAACCGAAAUGGCGUACAGUGCAAAACGACAAGCCUUCCUCGUUGAUCAAGGGUAUGCCUUCAAAACCAUUACACAUCUUGCCGGCAUGACAGAAAUGCCUGGCCUGGCAUAUACCACGGCUCGCGAGCGCAACGAGCUGCUUGCCCACGUUAUGUUGCAACAGGAGACGGCGGCCGAUGUUGAGAAGAUUGACGAUAACAUGUGGAGUCAUCUCAGUGGAGGCAGUCGUUCUGCAGCAGCGGCAAAGGCCAGAGCUAAGAAAUUGCAGGUUCGCAGACAGGCCGUGCUGAUGGCUGAUGCGAGUGGUGGCGGAACCAUGGCACCUAUGUAUAGGGAACAAGAACGUAAGAGCAAGAAAAGUCAAAUGCCCGAGAGUGAAUGGUUUAGAAGGGAAGCCAGGCGAAGAGAGCUGGCAGCAAAGAAGAGGAAGAAGGAGAGAAUGGAGGCUGAGAAAGCCGCUGGAGGUGCAUAG
Messenger RNA from Rhinocladiella mackenziei CBS 650.93, 2547 nucleotides. RefSeq lists its product as uncharacterized. Gene Ontology annotation, cellular component: transcription preinitiation complex; transcription factor TFIIH holo complex; nucleotide-excision repair factor 3 complex. Bases 1 to 2547 code for a protein of 848 amino acids. Gene Ontology annotation, biological process: transcription initiation at RNA polymerase II promoter; nucleotide-excision repair. Gene Ontology annotation, molecular function: hydrolase activity; ATP binding; DNA binding. Lineage: Eukaryota; Fungi; Ascomycota; Eurotiomycetes; Chaetothyriales; Herpotrichiellaceae. The record is from RefSeq and is a predicted model, not a curated record. The transcript has a single exon.